Messenger RNA from Rodentolepis nana, 501 nucleotides. The record is from the annotation of a GenBank genome assembly. NCBI's taxonomy places the organism in Eukaryota, Metazoa, Platyhelminthes, Cestoda, Cyclophyllidea, Hymenolepididae.
GGCUGGACACCGAAUCAGGUGGGUCUUCUCCUUGUCUUUAGGGCUGGACACCGAAUCAGGGCUGGACACCGAAUCAGGUGGGUCUUCUCAAAUGUUACAAAGGGGGCAAGUGUUUACUCCCAAUCUGUGAAGGUGUUUUGCCAGGCAAUGGCUCCUGUAGGUUACAUAGAGGCUCGCGGCAGAGCUCUUAACUUUGACAACCAGGAGCUGUGGUUGAAGGAUCUCACACUUCUUUGUGUGGUUGGAAUAGAAGAUCCUGUCCGACCAGAAGUACCUCUAGCAAUAGCCCAAUGUCAGCAAGCUGGUAUCACUGUUCGGAUGGUGACAGGUGACAAUGUGGAGACUGCGCGUUCUAUCGCCACGAAGUGCGGAAUUCUAACGGAAUUAAAUGGGCGUGAAGAUGGGGUGGUCAUGGAUGGUCGAGAGUUCAAUCGACGAAUUAGGCAUCCAGCAACGGGUCAAGUCUCUCAAGAGAACUUUGAUAAGGUGUGUCGAUUGUAA